AUGUCUGAUUUUCCUCCAAAUUUAUCAAUCAGACCCUUGACUGUUGAAGAUCUCGAUCAAUGUGUUGAAUUAGAAAAAAAGGGUUUCAGUGAGAAAGAAAGAUGCACGAAAGAAAAAUUAAGGUACCGGUUGACUGUAUGCCCGGAGUUGUGUUCUGGACUAUUCAUCAGAGAAUACGAAUACAAGUAUAAUGCAAUCAAUCUUCCUGAGGUUGCUGAAAAGCUUCUGAAAGAGAGAAAGGCCGAUAACGUGCCUGAAAACGAUGACAAUGAUGAUAUUGAAGAAUUGCCUAUUAAGUCAUCAGUGACGAAAGAAACUCUAAUUGGACAAAUAAUUGCAACUAAGAUAUCAUCAAUGAGCAUUACAGACUCGUCUAUGGAACUUCCAUCUAAGGAUAACCCCGAAGCUGGCCAUAUUGAACAUUCACGGAUAAUUGGAAUUCAUUCUUUGGUGAUUGAUCCUGAAUGGCAUGGAAAGAACUUGGGAACUCUAUUGAUGCACGACUACAUCCAAAAAUUGUCAAAUCAAGAUUUGGGAGAUAAAGUUGUCCUCAUUGCCCAUAAAGAAUUGAUCCCAUUUUAUGAAAAGAUAGGCUUUAAUAACUGUGGACAAAGUGAAUGCAAGUUCGCAAAUACAACGUGGUAUGACUUAUCCAUUGAUUUGGUUCCAGAUGAUGAUGAUUAA
This is a messenger RNA of Priceomyces carsonii, 684 nucleotides long. Its product is annotated as polyamine acetyltransferase. Gene Ontology annotation, molecular function: aralkylamine N-acetyltransferase activity. The record is from RefSeq and is a predicted model, not a curated record. Bases 1 to 684 code for a protein of 227 amino acids. NCBI's taxonomy places the organism in Eukaryota, Fungi, Ascomycota, Pichiomycetes, Serinales, Debaryomycetaceae. Gene Ontology annotation, cellular component: cytoplasm. The transcript has a single exon.